Molecule: messenger RNA, 1395 nt
Organism: Bactrocera neohumeralis
Lineage: Eukaryota; Metazoa; Arthropoda; Insecta; Diptera; Tephritidae
Product: histone H1.3-like
Exons: 2
Coding region: 265-1395 (376 amino acids)
Biological process (GO): nucleosome assembly
Cellular component (GO): nucleosome
Molecular function (GO): DNA binding
Source: RefSeq, a predicted model, not a curated record
UUAUCACAAAGAACGAGUUAUCAAUAUAGUACUUCUUCCUUGAGUCAACUGGAGCAGCUCAUCCGUUCGAACACAAACAUGUACAUGUGAAAUAAAAAUAAAUAUUUAUCGAAACAAAUUCGGGUUUCAUCUAGUAGAUUUGCUCAAAAUAUUAAACAUAAAUAAAUAUUAAAAAACGUUGCGUUGAAAUUCUUAAUAAAUGUAAAUAAAUAAAUUUUUGUGAAAUUCGUAAAAUAAAGUCUACAAACAAAAAAAUUGAGGAAAAUGAAAAAGCAUCAUAAAAAUAUAGACAAGCCCAAACAAAUGCUCAAAAGUGAUCUGGAGUUUUUGAAAAGGCGUCCAGCUAACAGGUCCGCUCACGAAUGUGUUCAAGAUAACAGUUCGGGCAUAACGUCUUGGAGUUCGAAUGCCUGUUUGCAAUAUCGAAAGUUUAGCGCGGAGGCCCUGGUGCUUCGAGCACUGAAAGGUCUCUGUGAGCGCAACGGUUCAUCGGUGGUCGCGGUCAAGAAAUUCAUAAUUAACCACUAUCCAUAUGUGGAUGGAAAGUUUACACUGCCUGUUAUCAGGAGGGUCAUUAAGAAAGCUUUGCUCAAAGGGAAAAUUGUGCAGUCACAGGGAAAGAACAUGGAGGGACUGUUCAAAAUAUCAGCUGGAGAAAUACGUGCAGAGCAGCAACAGCAGCAAUUUAAGCACCUUAAGGAAUGUAUCAAAUUAAGAGAGCAGCAAAAGCAGGAAUUGCAAAGGAAAAUGAUGAAAUGUAGGGCGAGGGAUAUUCAGAGACAUAUAGUCUUUGAAGAAAAUCAAGCAGCUCAGCGGAAACGACGAAAAGAAGUUGCGAGUGCGGCCAAAGCAGCAAAAGCCAGACUGACUGCCGAGGCUGCCAGGGAAAUUUUGAGUUUCGCUCAACAACAAACGGGAGAUUUCGUACCUUCCUUACGGUUGGAUGCCGGCACUUCGAAGGGAAUAACACAAAGGCCUCAGAUCGUUGAUUAUGCGGACGCAGCCUUGGAAACGGCUAAAGUGAUCAGUUCGGAACAAUUAAAACAUGCAAUCAUUAAAGCCACCGAAUAUGUACCGCAUAUAAUAGGUAUCGAUAAUAACUCCUCAAGACGUACCCCAUCAAUUAGGCACAUGCCUAUAAAGUAUGAGAGAACAUUAAGAAGUCCGAUAUCAAGUCCAGUCCCUGUCACAAGAAAAAUGACGUCCGAAUACCCUAAGCUGACGGAUUUUCUUAGAGACAAAAAGCAAAUUCCAGAUGUAGCUGUAAACUUUCGAUCCCCAUGUGCUGAAUCAGUGGUUGUAGGGAAGAACCGCGCGGCUGGAGGAAGGAAUGCGCGGAAGGUCAUGAAACGCACCAAGGGAAGUACAAAAGCCAAUACGAGACUUCCCAGAUAA